Sabethes cyaneus is the source of this 1806-nucleotide messenger RNA. Its product is annotated as medium-chain acyl-CoA ligase ACSF2, mitochondrial-like. NCBI's taxonomy places the organism in Eukaryota, Metazoa, Arthropoda, Insecta, Diptera, Culicidae. The record is from RefSeq and is a predicted model, not a curated record. Gene Ontology annotation, molecular function: medium-chain fatty acid-CoA ligase activity. The transcript has 6 exons. The coding region runs from base 1 to 1806 and encodes 601 amino acids. Gene Ontology annotation, biological process: fatty acid metabolic process.
AUGCUUAACAUCGGUGCCGUUGUGGUUUAUCUGGAAGAUAACAACAUGAUUCGCAGAAAAUGGUAUUAUCAGUCAAAGUGUACAUUAGCCUCCGUUACAAGCAGUGCGAAAUUAUUGGAAUCUAACGACCAAAGUUAUGUCCACCAUGUGGGAGAUACUCCGUUAAUCUAUCGGAACAUCGGACAACAUCUUCGAGUGGCAGCACAGCAAUUCGCAAACAAUGAAGCAAUGAUUUCCUGCCAUGAUGCGAAGCGUUUAACUUAUGCGGAAGUUUUGGAUAAGGUUGAUCGUCUGGCAGCAUCGUUCUAUCAGUUGGGUCUGAAGAGAAACGACCGUAUCGCAAUUUGGACUCCCAAUAGUGCCACUUACUAUCUAACGACGCUGGCUGCAGCCCGAGCAGGAAUGAUAUCGGUUGGCAUCAAUCCGGCUUUCCAGCUGCCCGAGCUGCAGUAUGCACUGAACAAGGUUGGCGCGAAGGCACUGGUUGCUACGGAAGGUUUUCGGUCUCGAAACUAUUACACGAUGCUGAAGCAAUUGAUUCCCGAACUGGAAGGCAGUUCGAAAGCGAAUUUGAAGUCUGCCGAAGUUCCCUCGCUACGAUCCGUUAUCAUGGACACGGUCGGUCACUCACUCGAAGGAACAAUCACCUUGCAGGAUCUUUACCUCCUAGCAGCGGACGAAGAAACGUCGCAAAUUGAAACGCUUCAAUCGUCGAUUGCCCCGGACAGUGGAGCGUGUUUGCUGUUAACUUCUGGAACCACCGGUAAACCAAAGGCCGCGCUGCUUUCGCACUAUGCCCUGGUUAACAAUGGCGUUCAUGCGGCCUAUCGAACCAAGUUGGAUAGCGAACCUCGACGGCUGUGCGUUCAAGUUCCUUUGUUCCACGUCUUUGGAAAAGUGUUUGGUACGAUGGCCGCUCUUCAGUCCGGUUCUACCAUGGUUUUCCCCGGAGAAGGAUUUAAUGUGCGUGAAUCCUUAGAGGCAGUUGCAAAACAUAAAUGCUCCCUAAUUUACGGAACGCCAACGAUGUACGUUGAUCUGCUAAAAGAAUAUGUCAAGUCAAACAUAAAACAACCGACGAUUGAUAUCGCAAUGAUCGGAGCAGCUGCUUGCUCACCACAACUGGUUGAUGACAUCCAGAGCGUUCUGGGAGUAAAACAGGUACUAGUGGGGUAUGGAAUGACAGAACUUUCUGGAGCUAGCUUCAUGUCGGACCGUGGUGACCCAUCGGAGGUCGUUUACGAUACGGUUGGGCGCUUAAUGGAUCAUUGCGAGGCGAAAGUGGUCGACGGAGAAGGAAACACCGUACCUUUCGGUACACCUGGGGAACUUUGGAUCCGUGGUUACGGAACGAUGCUCGGUUACUGGGAUGAUGAUCUCAAAACCAAAGAGAUUAUCACGGGAAACCGUUGGCUCAGAACGGGCGAUCAGUUUGUGCUGAGACCGGAUGGCUAUGGAGCGGUGGUGGGGAGAAUGAAGGAGGUGAUCAUCCGUGGUGGGGAAAAUGUUUUUCCGAAAGAAAUCGAGGACAUAUUGAAUGCCCAUCCUAAGAUCAUCGAAGCGCACUGCAUUGGAGUACCGGACGAGCGAAUGGGUGAGGAAAUUUGCGCUUACGUUAGACUGAAGGAACCGGCAGAGGAGAACUUUAUUCACUUGGAUGAUAUCAACCACUUUUGUCGGGAAAAGAUAGCUCAUUACAAGGUGCCGAAGAUUCUCCGAAUAGUCGAACAGUUUCCUAAGACAACGUCGGGUAAAAUACAAAAAUUCAAAUUGUUGGAAAUGUAUUUGAACAAGGAUAGAAAAUAA